This is a messenger RNA of Mesorhabditis spiculigera, 1008 nucleotides long. The record is from the annotation of a GenBank genome assembly. NCBI's taxonomy places the organism in Eukaryota, Metazoa, Nematoda, Chromadorea, Rhabditida, Rhabditidae.
AUGUGGCCAUCUUUGGGCCGGAUGGCGUCCAGUGCGACGGCGAUUCUCCUUCUGGCAGCUGUACUUUGGGCGCCUACUGACGCAGCGACAGAGGAACCUUCCACAACUGUGGUAGUGCCGGAAUUCUCGUUGGAGGAUGGCUUCACCUACAUCGCGGUCCCGGUCCUCGCCGUCCUCGCCGUCCUUUGCGGGGCAUUCACCGCGCUUUGCGUAUUCAAACGACAGGACCGGGCCAUCGACGUGGAGCUGGCGCGGAAGGCCGACCGGGAGACAAUGGCGGCCUAUCACUUAAAAUGGGAGGUGGAGGAUCGGGUGCGCGAGAUGCGGCGGGCAGAAGAAGCUGAGAAGCGGAAACAAGAAGACGAGAAGCGAAAACAGGAAAGGGACAAACGAAAGGCCGACACGGAGAAGCCGACAAAAGAGGAGGACAAGCUGAAGAAGGAAAAGGACGUGGUUAUUCCACCGCCGAAAGCACCCGAGCCGAGGAGGCCGCCCAGGCCCAGGGCGAUUGGACGACCAUUUCCGGUUGGGAAAAUCGACUACGAGGACCGGCUCAGGGCAUUGGUGGCGAAACAAUUGGCAAAGGUACCCCUGGCGAAGACGCAGAGCUACAAGGAAAACGAUCUGUCGGGUCAGAAUAAGGCGUCGACCGAAAAACCAGCUUCGGGUCAAAAGCCGCCUUCGGGCAAGGCUGGUGCCAAGAAGUCCGGAAAGGGUUCCGGCAAGAAGUCGAACCAGGGCAAAGGCUCGGGCCGUGUCGGGAGGACCCAGUCGAUCAGCAAGGAAAUCUCGGUCACGCCACCCUCCAGCGACUCGCUCAAGGUGCCGGUGACGAUCACGCAGAAGAGAGCGAACGUGAUCGCCGUGCCGCUCGACCUGAUCCGCAGCAUCGAGGAGAAGGAGAAGGAGGAUGAGAAGCGCGAGGAGAAGGAGGACCUCGGAGCGACGCAAAUCGAAAACACAAGCAAGACGCCCUCCAGGAAGAAACCCGCCACCUCAAAGCGCCCU